This is a messenger RNA of Triticum turgidum subsp. durum (durum wheat), 513 nucleotides long. The record is from the annotation of a GenBank genome assembly. Lineage: Eukaryota; Viridiplantae; Streptophyta; Magnoliopsida; Poales; Poaceae.
AUGGAUGAUGAGAACCUGCUCUCCGAGAUCCUCCUCCGCCUCCCCCCGCUGCCGUCCUCCCUCCCCCGCGCCUCCGCCGUCUGCAGGCGCUGGCGCCUCCUCGUCUCCGACCCAGGAUUCUCCCGCCGCUUCCGCAUCCACCACCGCCCUCUGGAGGCCCCUAAUCGUGUCCCUCCGGAGCGAUUCUCCUUCGAGGACGACGGCGGCCGUCGCUCCGUGAUCCUCGGAUGCCGCCAUGGCCUAGCACUCUUCUUCCUCCCAUCUUCGAACCAGAUCCUGGUGUGGGAUUCUGUCACCUCCGACCAGCACCGCGUCGCCGUUCCUCCAGAGUUUGAGAGAGAUGGAUUGCAGAUCAUAAUCCAGGGGGCGGUGCUUCGGGUGGCUGCCGGAGAGGUUCACUUCCGAGUGGUCUUGACAGUGGUGGACUUCGAGGACAAACGAGCCCUCGCCCGUGUUUACUCCUCAGCGACCGGCAUAUGGUGUUGCUUCAUGGGUGCUAGGAAGAACUUCUGA